Molecule: messenger RNA, 2052 nt
Organism: Prorocentrum cordatum
Lineage: Eukaryota; Dinophyceae; Prorocentrales; Prorocentraceae
Source: the annotation of a GenBank genome assembly
AUGGUCGCAUUUGGCAGCACGGCCAACGCGAAGGCGGCCUCGCCGGAGGGCCUGGUGCAGCUCUCGGGCCAGAAGGCGCCGAAGGGCAAGCAGCAGCGCGCCAGCAAGGGCAAGCUGUCCGCGGACGAGUGUGCGGAGCUCCGGCGCCUGGCGAGGUCGGCCAAGGGCGGCGAGAGCGAGGCGCUCGAGCACCUCAAGAGUCACGGUAUCGACCUCGAGGUGCUCGGCAUCGGCCAGGACCCGUGCCAGAUUGCCCUCAAUGCCGGCGACAUGGCCGACGUCAAGAACACCAGCGAGGAGAAAACCACGACCACCGAGGAGAAAACCACGACCACCGAGGCCGACGAGUGUUCAAGCGGAGGUGACGACUGCACCAGCACCAAGUGCUGCAGCAGGCCAGGCGCGCAGUGUUACGAGAAGACCCCGGACUAUGCCAAGUGCCGGGUGGAGUGCGUCCCCGGCAAGGACCUCACGGACGUGGACAGCACGCCCUGGUCCUGCAAGGAGCUCGGCGAUCGUACCCCGGGCGAGGAGAAGUGCUCCGACGUCGGCGACAAUUGCAUGGAGACCAGGUGCUGCAGCGACGUCGGCUUCGCCUGCUACGCCAAGAACAAGACGUUCGCAACAUGCAGGGCGGGCGCGUGCGUGCCCGGGCCCGACUACACCGACGAGGACGGUUGGGAGCCGUGGACCUGCGAGCAGCUCUCCGAGCCGACCCCCGGCGGCAAGGCCGCGUGGGUCGAGAACGAGUGCGCUGGCGACGAGGACGACUGCCGGGAGGCGGCCUGCUGCAGGACCACGCGCUACCAGUGUUACGAGAUGGGCGAGGGCUGGGCGCAGUGCAAGGCGGACUGCUCCACCGAGCCGGACCCGGAGAGGUCGUGGGAGGACCCGUGGACGUGCCAGGAGCUUGGGCCGCGCACCCCGGAGAGCGCCGCGGAUGUCGGCACCGGCCCGCGGGGCGGCCAGGUUGCCUCCUGGGUGAGGGAUCGCUGCUCCAAGGACGCCGAGGACUGCACGGAGUCGCAGUGCUGCACAGAGGUUGGCGCGCAGUGCUUCGCCAAGGACAAGACCUAUGCCAAGUGCAUGCUGUCUUGCAACUCCUCCGCGCCCGACACCGAUGGCUGGUCGUGUGAGGCGAAGGGCUCCCCCAGCUUCGGGAUCGCGCGCAAGAGCUGGCCCUCGCUGUUCUGCUUCUCGGUCAUCCACGUCUGCCCGGACGAGAAGAAGUGCUACGAGAACGCGCUCAUGAACAGGAUCUACGAGCUGGGCCCCGAUUCCGCAGGAAUCUUCGGCUGCGACGAUUGGAACGUGUUCGCGAACGAGCCUGCGAAGGUCGGGGGCCGGGACGCCACGCAGAUCAAGGGCAACAUCUCGGUGGGCAUCUCCAAGGACGGGACGGCGGCGAACACGGAGUUGUUCAUGGCGGUCUGGGAGCUCGUGAUCGACGACGGAAGGUUCAGGAUGCACGACUGGACCGUGAAGAUGGACCCGGACGCCGUGCUCCUGCCGUGGAAGCUCGGCGACCGCCUCGCGCCCCACACCAACAACGGCGAGCACGACGGCAGGCUCUUCGUCGUGAACUGCAACGCCUGGCCGGGGUCCGACUCGUUCCCCAUGAUGUACGGCUCCGUCGAGAUCUUCUCGAAGGGCGCCAUGACGGCGUAUGCCGCAAACAUGCCCGCUGCGCAGACUACUUCCAGUGGGAGGACUGGGGCGAGGACUACUUCAUCACCCGAUCCCGCGGCGGCGGGUGCAUGGACCAGCUGGACGUGGGCCGCCUGGACAUGUUCGACCUGGUCGGCGACAACGUCUGCGUGGGCCCGGGCCAGGGCGGCACCGGCGACUGCAGCGAGGGCGAGAGGGCGGCCUUCCACCCCUUCAAGGACAUCGAGGUCUGGACGAACUGCUACAACAACGCCGUCGGGUACCACCCGCCCACUCCCGCGCCCGCCCCCGAGGAGAGGGCCAGGAGCAGCAGGAGGGCGCCGAGGACUGGCAGCAGCAGGACUGGCAGGAGCAGCAGGCCUAGAGGAGACUCGGCGGCCGUAG